CCUUUACCCUACCCUUUCGCUGCCAUCUAAUGCAUAUACUUUCACGACCAAAGCCAAAAACGCAAGCUUCGAAACAAAGCCAAAAGCAUUUUAAAAAAGAAAGAAACAACCAUGGCGGCAACCGUCUCGUCUCCUUGGGGCAAACCCGGCGCGUGGGCUCUCGACUCCGAAGAGCAUGAAGCUGAACUCCAACUAGAACAGCAAAGCCGCGACGAUUCUUCAACGGAAAAGCUCGCGGAUUUCCCUUCUUUAGCAGCCGCCGCUGCCACCAAGGCCAAGAAAAAGAAGGUUCAAACCCUAUCUUUCGCUGAAUUUACUAACUACGGCAGUGCUAAGCCGAGUGAGCCAACCCGCCUCACUCACGUGGACCUCCUCGUUCUCCCCACUGGCCCUCGCCAACGUUCCCCUGAGGAACUAGAUCGUAACCGUCUCGGCGGCGGUUUUAAAUCCUACGGUUCGAACAGAUACGAUUCCAACGGCGACGAUUCAUCACAUAAUAGUAGAUGGGGAUCUUCUAGGGUUUCGAAUAGAGAUUCCACUGGAGAAAUUGCUCCUUCACGCGCUGACGAGAUCGAUAAUUGGGCGUCGAUAAAGAAAUCGGCUCCCGCCGGCAACGGAUUUGGGGGUGGGUUUGAGAGAAGAGAGAGAGGAGGAGGAGGAUUUUUUGAUUCACAAUCGAAAGCCGAUGAAGUGGAUAACUGGGCAGCUAAUAAGAGAAAUAAAAGCCCCAGUGAGGCACCGCCACGGAGAUCUGGUGGGAGUUUUGACAGAAGAAGCAGUUUCGAUUCACUUCAAUCGAGGGAUUCGCCGAGGGAUUUGGAUAACUGGGGAAAGAAAAAGGAGGAGACUGGUAGUGGUGGGGUGAGGCCAAAGCUUUUGCUUCAGCCACGUACGGUUCCUAUGAUCGAGGAGGGUAAAAAGGAGGUGACUUUGGCCAAGCCCAAAGGGGCAAAUCCAUUUGGCGAGGCAAGGCCGAGAGAGGAGGUGUUGAAAGAAAAGGGGAAAGAUUGGAAGGAGAUUGAUCAGAAGCUGGAAGCUGUGAAGAUUAAAGAGACAGUUAUGGUUACAGAGAAAGAGAGAGGAGGAAAUGCAAGUUUCAGGAAUGGGCGUGCCCCGGUGGAAAGGAGCUGGAGGAAGAGUGAGUCUGUUGAGGCUGCUGCUGAUUCUGAUCAACCCCAACGUGUUGAGAAAACAGAGAAUGGCAAUGUUGCUGAGAAUUGGUGAUAGAGACUGACAAAUGCGAAGCUUAGGUCCACAGAAAGGGAGAAGAAAAACUUCUUUUGAACUUUUUGGAUGUCUGAUAUGUUGAGUUGAUGAGAGUUGUUUGUUCUUUUGUUGAGACUGUUAUUACUGUCAAUGCAGUAUUUAAACAAUUUUGGUAGGCUUUGAAUUAGUUGCAUUGGCUUGGUUAAACAUGUCUUGUUUGUAAGAGUGUUUCUUCAUAGUUACCAAUGUUAUUAGAGUUAUUAUUUUUUAUUUUUAAAUUUUGAUUUAUAUUGUGAACAUUAGUAAAGAUGAUAAUUGUUUGAAUUGGUGAUGAAAUAAUUCAAUGUUCUGUUUGAAUAACGUUGAUAUUGAAUUUUGUAAUCCAAAAUGGGAUGUUCUGUUUACUGGACUGCAUUCAGGUAUGCAUAAAAGAUUUCUUAAUGCUCUCCAACAUUUAGAAGUCCAAGUUUGAAUUUUAGCCUAUUGGAACCUUAAUAUGUUGGCAAGUUUUUGAACACACUUUUGUUUCUAAGUUCUAACAUAAUAUGUUUUAACCCAAAACAUGGUCAACUAAAGGAUAAGCCAUGUUAUUUAGGCAUUCUAGUGCAAAGGUGAUAAGAAGAGUACAGUGACUUCAUGCACAUGAGUUGAAGAAACCACUUCUGUAUGCUUGUUACCAGUUUAGUUUUUCUCCAACCAGUAACUAUAAAAAGGGUUGUCUGAGGUCAGUUUUUCUGGCAUGACAAUUUUGUUUUUCCCUUUUUGAGUAGUCAUGACAGAACUUGAUACCCUUCUAAGAUGUCUUAAAAUUAGCCCGAGUUGUUUUCAAUUGUGGUUGUAGAUUGCUGUUGUACUGCUAAGUGGUAACUUUUACUGCACGUGCUGUGUUUUUAAGGACAUCUAGAUUAGCAUGUCGUAAGGAAGUGAAUACUAGAGAACAGGGAAGCAUGAUUGAGGGCAAAUGGGCCUGCCAUUCCAAGGCUACAAGAAGCCAGUUGGAUUUUUGCAGUUUUAGUUAAAUUUAAUAUGAGUUGGCCUGAAUCCAAAAUGAAGGUGUUUUCAUGCCUGUUUGUUGUCACCUGCGUCUUUCAUUACAUUCCCACCCUACGCCAAAGAUAUUUUCCGCCAUUAUACCUGAAUUUUUUUCUUUCUGGUCUAAAAUUUAGACAUCAAUCAGGUCCUCGCCAUGCGGGUAUGAGGAUUUUUAAGUCCAACAAUUAUUAAAAAUGAAAAAGUACUUUUUAAGUCAGGACAUGUUUUAUCACAUUCCUCCUUAGCAAGAAACACAGGAUUUUCUAUCACCAUUUAGUUCUUUAAGUUGAGAUUUAUCUGAUA
Durio zibethinus is the source of this 2541-nucleotide messenger RNA. Its product is annotated as eukaryotic translation initiation factor 4B3-like. The record is from RefSeq and is a predicted model, not a curated record. Gene Ontology annotation, molecular function: mRNA binding; translation initiation factor activity. Lineage: Eukaryota; Viridiplantae; Streptophyta; Magnoliopsida; Malvales; Malvaceae.